Messenger RNA from Fusarium odoratissimum NRRL 54006, 1432 nucleotides. RefSeq names its product sorting nexin-3. The transcript is spliced from 3 exons. Lineage: Eukaryota; Fungi; Ascomycota; Sordariomycetes; Hypocreales; Nectriaceae. Gene Ontology annotation, cellular component: early endosome membrane; retromer complex. The record is from RefSeq and is a predicted model, not a curated record. Gene Ontology annotation, biological process: late endosome to Golgi transport; endocytic recycling. Gene Ontology annotation, molecular function: phosphatidylinositol-3-phosphate binding. The coding region runs from base 289 to 780 and encodes 163 amino acids.
CGAAAAAAGGUACUUUUGAUUAUCCUGGUCCUCCACCAAUUGCUCAAGUACCCCGCCCUGUCCUGGUCCCCCCACCUCCACUUUCUUUCCACUCUCUUCCACUCCUACCUCCGACCUCAUUCAUCUCAUGCGACAGCCUGAACUGGAGUGAACAUCACUCUCUCUACUCUAUACAACAUCACCACCAGCCUCAACCUCUUCCCUGCGCCGAUAGUCGACUGCGACCUACGCCUCUAGCUCUUAAUACCUAUUACCUUAACAACUAAACCCACUACAACAUCGCCAAACAUGGCGUCCGAUCAGGACAACUCCGGCCUCGAUGCGCCCGGCUCACAAUUCCACCGACCAAUCUUGCAAUCUAUGCCCGAUACGCGACAGCAGAGCUUUGACGAGAUCUACGGUCCUCCCGAGAACUUUUUAGAGAUUGAGGUCCGCAACCCAAGAACACAUGGCAUGGGCCGUCACAUGUACACAGACUACGAGAUCCUCUGCCGCACAAACAUCCCCGCCUUCAAGCUCCGUCAGAGCAGCGUCCGUCGUCGAUACUCCGACUUCGAGUACUUCCGCGACAUUCUCGAGCGCGAGAGCGCCCGCGUUACUAUCCCUCCUCUACCCGGAAAGGUCUUCACCAACCGCUUCAGCGACGAUGUUAUCGAAGGUCGCCGCGCAGGCCUCGAGAAGUUCCUCAAGAUCGUUGUCGGUCAUCCCCUGCUGCAGACGGGAAGCAAGGUCCUGGCUGCCUUUGUCCAGGACCCUAACUGGGAUCGCAACGCUUGGUGACGCCUCCGUCUGAUCUGGCCCUUUAAAGCCAUGUCUUCUCGCUCUCGCUCUCCAUCUCCAACUUCAGCUCCGCGCCAACCUCGAAAGCUCCGUAAGCGGAAUCCGGCUCUCAACCAGCGAGACGCCCUUCUCGACAACAUGCCCUCCCCGUGACUACAUGAGAAAGGUCAAGGAAACGAAAAGAAACGAAACGACAGGAGAGGGUGGAAUUGGCGUUCCUCUUCACGAACAUACUAUUCUCUUUUUGUUUCAUGUGGGAAAAGCAAACUCUGGUCCAGCCAUUAUGUUUUCAGUCCAAAGCUGUUCUUUCAACUUGCAUCCCAUCCUACAUUCGAAGCUCUGGGACUCCCUUCUUUAGCUUGGGGCGUUGAUGGGCUAAAGGGUUAUCUUGUAUCCAUAUCAUUUACUCUGAAUAACAAGAGUGAUCCGACUCAUGAGACCCAGACCAUGAAGUUCAAGCGCAUUGUUUACAACAAAAUGUCAAAGUCAGCAAAGUGGUUUGAUGUUCAUUCAUAUUGGCUUCUAAUCGUCAUUCCAUGGAGACAGAGUUCUCAUCUCCAGAAUGGGCAUAAGUUUGUGACGAUACCGCCAAUGUGUGAUGAUAUCCAAAAAAUAGAGGCGCCUCUCCUAUUAUACAUAAUUUCGUACAUGG